This is a messenger RNA of Ciona intestinalis (vase tunicate), 6567 nucleotides long. NCBI's taxonomy places the organism in Eukaryota, Metazoa, Chordata, Ascidiacea, Phlebobranchia, Cionidae. The record is from RefSeq and is a predicted model, not a curated record.
CUGAAUUUUUAAACUAAAAUCUGUGACUUUGGUGUUAAACAAGCAUCAUGCCGUCGCAAGAAGAGCUUGAAAAAGCAGCUUUGAUUAUUAAACGGAUUCAAAACCAGUUAAAAAGGCAAGGUGAUUAUUCCAAUGAUGCUGAACUAGAAGCUAUGAAGUCACUAAUGGAGAGUCCGCUGUUUAAGAAGAUGGCACAACUUCAAGCUUCAAUACAACAACUUAAAAAAGAGGUAAAAAAAGAUGACUUCGACAUCAACAAUGUUGAGUUUUCACACGAAAAUGGUGGGUUGGUGGUUGAUGGUAAAGAGGUGGAAAACGAUAGUUCAAUGUUUAAUGGUAGAAAUGGAGAUUUGGAAGAAUUUAUUAAAUCUGCUGCGCAAGGAAGGGAGACGGAAAUGAUUGAAAUAUUUAAAUCGGAGAACGAAGGACUUGGGUUUAGUGUGGUUGGGUUGAAGUCAGAACACAGGGGUGACCUUGGAAUAUUUGUACAGGACAUCAGGUCUGGUGGAGUGGCUGACAGGGAUGGUAGGUUGAAGGAAAGUGAUCAAAUACUUGUCAUAAACAACCAACCACUCACGCAAACCAUAUCGCAUCAGCAAGCAAUUGGAAUCUUGCAGAAAGUGAAAGGGACCGUCAAACUUGUGGUAGCACGAGGGGGGAUUCCCCAAUCACAAGGCCACUUAUCAGCGGAGGGGUCACAGGUGUCAAGGUCAUCAUCUAUUCUAAGCUCUCUAUCCCAAGCCUCAGGCAUGCCUCCGGACACAAAAUGGACCGAUGUGGAGACGAUUGAUCUUCGCAAUGAUGGAAGAGGACUUGGAUUCGGGAUCGUUGGAGGAAGAUCAACUGGAGGAGUGGUGGUGAAGACUAUUGUUCCUGGAGGAGCAGCUCAUGAGGAUGGGAGGUUGAAGUCCGGGGAUCACAUUCUCAGGAUCGGGGAGGAGGACCUGAUGAACAUGGGGUCCGAGGAGGUGGCACAGGUUCUAAGGCAGUGUGGAGCUCAUGUUAGACUGAUUGUGGCUCGAGGCCCUGUUGAUGAUGAUGAUGAUGUAAAUGAUGAUCUUCAGGAUGAUAAACAAGAUGCAGGAGAAAGAGGAUCUGUAUCUUCUGAGGAUGACUCACAUUCUUCCUAUUCAAGUAGCAGCCAAGAAGAAAAUUCCCUCCCAGCUGAUGCUCAAAUAUUUGAUGUAGAACUAGUGAAGGAUGCCAAGGGUCUUGGAAUUACUAUUGCUGGCUUCCUUCCAGAAGACCAAAAUCGCAAUGGUACACCUGGUAUAUAUGUAAAGGGGGUAUCAUCUGGUUCUGCAGCUGAUAUUGAUGGUAGGAUUCGUCCUGGGGACAAACUGAUCGCUGUUGAUGGUAAAAGAUUGGAUGGAGAUGAUGUAUCAAGCGAUCAAGCUGUGGAAGUUUUACGAUCAACUGGUGUGGUUGUACGACUCACUCUUGCAAGGACUACUAACAGAAACGAAACUCAAAAUAAGUCACAACCUGUAUCCCGACAAAUUGUGAAUGAAAGACUUCAGCAAGAAAAAGAGUUUGGUCAAGAGUUGAGUCCUGAUGAAGAAGAAAGGAUCAAACAGAAGUGGAGGGUGGUGAUGGGACCUCAGUGUGAUAUUGUGAUUGCUCAACUAAAGAAAUACAAUUACCUGAGUGGACUCGGUAUAAGUUUGGAGGGCACAGUGGAUGAGAAUGAAAUGCCACAUCAUUAUAUAAGGUCCAUUCUUCCUGAAGGGCCAGUUGGGCAGAGCAACAAGCUUGAAGCUGGUGACGAACUUCUUGAAGUAAACGGCAACCAUUUACUUGGUUUAAGCCACGUAGAAGUGGUUGUCAUCCUCAAGGAGCUUCCUCUUACAGUCCGUAUGGUGUGUGCGAGACCUAAGGAGCAUUGGACACGAGAUCCUGCGAGGGAUUCAGUCGUUUUCGAGGAGAAAGAUGGAGAUUUUUUGGAGAUGAAAAUGCCGCCAAUAAACGACCCGAUGAAUAUAAUUCCUCCUGCUCAUGAAAAUGUAGAUGAUGAUACAUCAUCUGACUCAUCAUUAUCACAGGAUUCUAUCUCACAAAUCCAGAUGCACUUGCCUGAGAUGCCACCAAUGCAGAACCAAGUAUAUGAAUCAGAGUUACCGACCCCAGUCAACCAGUUCCAUCCACAAAGUAGUGUUAGUGACAGCGAUGAAACAGAUGUGGAAACUUCCCCAAAAAAUGAGCAAGAACAGUUAAACAGUGCUUGGGAAGAUGAAGUCACUGUUAUUGAACUUGAGAAGGGUGAUCGGGGUCUGGGGUUUAGUAUCCUGGAUUUUCAGGACCCGUUACAUGAAGACAAAACAGCAGUCCUUGUUCGGUCUUUAGUGGAUGGGGGUAUUGCGGAACAAGAUGGCCGACUUGAACCUGGUGAUCGACUUAUAUUCGUUAACGAUAAAUCGCUUCAGUUUGCCGACCUUGACCAGGCUGUCCGUGUUUUAAAGGCUGUACCACAAGGUCGUGUAUUGAUUGGAGUAACUAAACCACGUCCAAUGUUCAGAGUUCCACCAAGUUCUGACAGUGAAGAUGCAGUAGAAGAAGAGGAAGUAAGAACACCCGUUCUUCCACGACCUCCAUCAGUCAGAUCGUCUUCCUCUUCAUCAUCUUCCACAUCGCAGGAAAUGCAGCAUUACCCCAUGCCCUCUGACUCCCAGUAUUCUGCCUCACCCGUUGAAAUGGAAGUCAAACUACCGGGACCUCCACCCCCUCCACCCCAUAUUGAACCCAACCCUCCAACCCCAGAAUACGAACCCCCAACACCCCGCUACGAGCCCCCAACGCCUCGUUACGAGCCCCCAGCACACCAUUUUGAGCCUCCGCAGCCCCAAAUUGUUUCCGAACCCCUACAACAAUCUUACGAACCCCCAAUCCAGCGUUACGAGCCCCCGCAGCCCCAAACACCCCCUGAAAGCCCACCUGCUGCCCCCCAUGUUAUCCGCACUCAGUCAGGCAAAUACACAGUUAAAGAUUACAACAGACCUGCGCGUUUGUCUUCAUCAGAAACCAACCCUGUCACCACUGCCAAUCAAAAGGUUGAAGUGAAGCAAGUCCAGAUGUCAGGCAUGACAGCUAUAGCAGUGACAGCAAACACAAUACAACGCAAGGAAGAACCUCAACAACCUAUUAUCAGGCAGCAAGAGGUGUUCUCAUCUGCUCCAGUGGUCCCCCCAAAACCAGUGGGUUAUACUGCCCCCUCAUGGCAGACAGCUGAACCUGAGAAACCGAAACCAAAACCUCCGAUCGACGGGUUUGAACGAAUUGUUCAAAUGUCAAAAGGAAAAUCAAGUUUAGGUAUUACUGUCUCACCUGACAAGGAAGGCGACGGUUUAAUUGUUCGUUCCGUUAUCACUGGAGGCGCUGUUGCACGGGCAGGGGAGCCAAACAUAGGGGACAUGAUUCGGCGUGUUAAUAACGACUCAGCUACGGGAUUAGGGGCCGCUCAAGCACGCUCGCUAAUCCGGAACCAUUCAGCUUACAGCGCAGAUGUCAAGAUCGCCUACAUCCCUAAAAAAUACAUUGAGGCAUUCAAACUUGGACUUCCUGUUCCGGAGGACUCAGAUGUUGAUGAAGAUCGUCGGACACCGAAAACUCCAUCAAGAGUUGAUCAUUUUGCAGCACUUAAAUCUGUAUUUGAAAUGCAAAAUGGACAGCAACCUCAGGACGCUUCAAAGUUUUAUCUUGAUUCCAGUUUGUGGGGUUCUACAAAGAGAGUUGACAUACGUAGAGAAGCAGGUCAAUCACUUGGCAUCAGUAUUGUUGGCGGGAAAAAUAUCAAUGCAAACUCACAGCAACAAAUAUCACUGGAUAAUGGGGACCUUAUUGAUGGAAUCUUCAUCAAAGAAAUAAUAGAAGGAAGUCCAGUAGAUGUGAAUGGUGAAAUGAAACCGGGCGACAAAAUUUUAAAAGUUGAUGGGGUUGAUUUGAGUAACGCAACACACGAGGGAGCAGUGGAGGCAAUAUUAAAAGCGGGCGUGCACGUUGUCUUUCAUGUUCAAACGUUUGUCGGGCAUCCAAAACAGAUAAUCCUUAACAGCAAAAGCUGUACUCACUUUACUGGUGGAAAACUCAUGGAACCUCCCCCACCCCAGCCAGAAGAAGAGUCAGAAAUUGUGAAAGCAGAGCGGAAAUAUGGACAUUUACCCGGAGAAAUUCACGUCGUGGAAAUGGUGAAAGGCCCUGCUGGUGUUGGAUUAAGCUUAGCUGGGAAUAAAGACAGGUCCCAACAACAGAUAUUUGUGGUUGGGGUUAACCCCAAUGGAGCAGCGGGUAAAGAUGGGCGUGUCAAAGUGGGCGACCAACUACUGGAGAUCAACCACGUUCCUUUGAACCAACGUAACAACCACGAACUUGCGUCGAAUGUGAUCAAGAAUGCAAAAUCGAAACUUCUAUUUGUGAUCAAUAGACAGCAGAAGGAAGCACGAGCUGAUAAACCUCUAAAGAAAACUCCUUCAGUAGAAUCCUCAUCCCAUAGGAGGCAGAGCUCUGAUGUCCCCGCUGAGAAAUCUCCUCCUCCUCCCAAACGCUCCAGCUCUGGAGGACGACAUAGCCCAUUUUCUGACGUCAGAGUUAUCAAGCUCGUAAAGGAUUUCCAAGGAUUAGGCUUUGCGAUCUCUGAAACCCCUACUGGUAUAGUGGUUCAAUCCAUUGCACCAGGUGGUACAGCAGAUAGAGAUGGUAGAUUGGUAAGAGGAGAUCAUAUACUUGCUGUGGAUGAUCAGUCUGUUAGUGGAGUCUCUUAUGAAACGGCGAUCUCCAUAUUAAAGCAGUCAAGGGGAACAGUUAAACUUACUGUGGCAUCUGGUCCAGUCAAGUCUUCUGCUUCAUCAGAUGCCUCUUCUGUUACAUCCUCCGGACACAGAUUAUCCACGAUGUCCCCGACCCUGGAUAGCGGGAGUGAGAACUCUGACCCACUUACGUGCCCGAUUAUUCCAGGCAGGGAAACAACCAUAGAAAUCAACAAAGGGAAGGCUGGACUUGGAGUGAGCAUUGUGGGAGGAUCUGACAGUUUGUUGGAUGCAGUGUUGGUGCACACAGUGUAUGAACAAGGAGCUGCUGCAAAAGACGGAAGGUUAUGGCCAGGUGACAGGAUCUUAACAGUGAACAAUCACAGUUUGCGUCAUGCCACACAUGACGAGGCAAUCGAAGUAUUGCGCAACACCCCGGGGAAGGUCCACCUUACUAUCCUACGUGAUGAAAACAGGGAGACAAUUAACAAUGAAUCAGAGUCCGAUAUAUAUGAUAUCUAUGAUGUAAAUUUAAUGAAGAAAAGUGGGCGAGGUCUCGGACUUAGCAUUGUUGGAAGAAAAAACGCAGCUGGUGUGUUUGUGAGUGACCUUGUACAGGGUGGUGCAGCAGCAAGAGAUGGAACAAUGAAACCUGGAGAUCAAAUACUAAGUGUUAAUGGCGUCAAUAUAAGGAUGGCUGGACAAGAAGUAGCUGCACAAUUGCUGAAGAAUGCUCAGGGCAAAGUCGAUCUCAGGAUCGGAAGAUUAAAGUCCGGAGCUCCUUCUGAUCUCAUAAAGAUGCCAAAGCUAAGUCUCAGUUCCAAUGCAUCUGAAGAUGCUCCUAAGAGUCCCACUGAUGAUUUGGGAGGAGACAUCCGAUUCGUGGAGAUCGAUAAGACCCCCACCCAACCACUUGGCAUCAGUAUAGCAGGUGGAGUUGGUUCUCCUUUAGGGGAUGUUCCCAUUUUUGUAGCAGUUGUUCAAAACCAUGGGGCAGCGGCAGGAAAGUUGAAGGUUGGGGACAGAAUACGAAGCAUUAAUGGACAGACUACAGAUAACAAGUCACAUGAUGAAGUGGUAGCAAUGCUGAAGGGUCAGGAUGACGCUAUUGUUCUAAUGCAGGUGCAAGAAGGUGGGGAAAGUAUAAAACAACUAAGUGAAUAUCUUGUACAAUCUGCCAAACCUAAUUUACCAAUCAGUGGACAACAAGGAAGCCAAGAAAAGAAGGAAAUAGACAUCGAGUUGAACCGGGGGUCUGAUGGACUUGGUUUUAGUAUCGUUGGAGGGCAUGGAUCACCACAUGGGGAUCUUCCUAUUUAUGUGAAGUCUGUGUUCUCAGUUGGAGCAGCAGCAGUGGAUGGGAGGUUACGUAGGGGGGAUCGGAUUGUAUCCGUGAACGGCGAGAAAUUGGACGGUUAUACGCAUGAGGAAGCGGCCGAGGCUCUCAAACGAAGAGCAACCCGUAUCAUACUUCGUGUAGUUCCGUCCACAUAACUCAUCACACAGCCAACCCAUCUUCAGUGUCAAACCUUGUACAUUUUUUCAUAUUUUAAGUAUUAAUAAUCAUUUAAUUUAAUAAUGAUGUAUACGUUUGUUCGUAUGCUGGCCAUUGUCUUUAUUAUUCAUAUUUGUAUUCAGCGGACUCUUAUUAUUUUUUACUAACACCACAAUUUUGUAUCCAGGUAUAUAAAACAACGAGAUAGAAUAUCUGUUUUUUUCUUCAUGUAAAACUCGUAUUCGUAUUGCAGUGUAUUCUCUCAAUCAAGUAUUUUUAUGCGGAAUCCAGUCCGUUGCGUGUAUCACUUAAUAAAUAACACACCAUGUGCCA